Messenger RNA from Arachis ipaensis, 1290 nucleotides. Lineage: Eukaryota; Viridiplantae; Streptophyta; Magnoliopsida; Fabales; Fabaceae. The record is from RefSeq and is a predicted model, not a curated record.
AUGGUUUUUGCAUUCCCCUUCACUCUUGAGGGGCAAGCAAAAGAGUGGUUCUAUUCCCAAUCAGAUGAAGUGGUGAUCGAAUGGGAUUUAUUGAGAAGAGAGUUUCUAGACAAGUUCUUUCCGCUGGAGAAAACCGAUUACAUCCGCAAGGAAAUUUUCGAUAUAAUGCAAAGAGACCAAAAGACACUUUAUGAGUACUGGACCCAAUUCAAGAGGUUAUUAGAAUCUUGUCCACAUCAUGGAUUGGACACUCACUUUCUCAUUAGCUACUUCACUGGAGGUCUUUGCGCGUCGGAUAGAAGAUUGUUAACCACUUCUCGUGGUGGUUCCCUUUCUAAGAACAAGACGACGGUGGAAGCAUGGAGUUUGAUCAAUGACGUUGCUGAAGCUACCCAACAUGUGAGAGUAAGGAGAAACCCUCACAAGGGUGUGGUGGAGGCACCUUCAUCCGAAUCAACUUUGACCAAGGUGCUUGGAGACAUGACUACUCUCCUCGCGGAGAUGCGCAAAGAGCAAAAGGCGUUCUACUCCAUCCAAGCUAUUCAAGCCCCACCUCAAAUACAAGAGGACUACACUCUUGCAGUAGCCAAUGUGAACCAUAACCGUCCACCCUAUCAGUCUCAAGGCCAAAACAACUACCCUCAUGGUAAUAGUUCCAAUCAAGGGUGGAGGGAUAAUGGUCAAGGGAAUAACCACAACCAAAGAUGGAACCAAGGCAACUCAUCCUCUCAUUACCACAACAACAAUCAAUUAUCUUCUCAUCACAACAAUAACCACCAAGCCAACCAAUACCACAACAAUAACCAUCAAGCACCUCACCAAAACCAAAACAACCAUUCUAGAUACCAAGCACCUCACCAAAGACAACAGUCCAAUCAACCUUCUUCUUCCACCAACCAAGUUGAUGAUUCAAACUGUGCACUCUAUCAAGAGCAAGAAAGGCUUAGAGCUAUGGUAGAGAAACAUAAAGAGAACAGUAGGGCCCAAUUCGGUAACAUGAGUGCUCAAUUGUCCAACAUAAUAGAAUUAAUCUCAAAGAUGUGCCUACCUCCUACCAACAAUACCACCACCAACCAAAUCUCUAGCUCAUCUAGCCUUCCUUCUCAACCUCUCCCAAACACAAAGGGUAGCAUCAAUGCAAUCACUUUGAGGAGUGGUACAACGCUUAACGAAGUUGAGCCCGAGCCUGUCCAGCUGGCGGAGGAUGUUCCUAAUGUAGAAGUUGGUGACACAAUGGAUAUUGACGAAGAUGAAAAGGAGGAAGAAGUUGCAAGGAAGGAAGAAGAAUAA